Molecule: messenger RNA, 1272 nt
Organism: Trachymyrmex septentrionalis
Lineage: Eukaryota; Metazoa; Arthropoda; Insecta; Hymenoptera; Formicidae
Exons: 3
Source: RefSeq, a predicted model, not a curated record
UCUACGUUUAUCGCGACGCGGAGGGAUCGGAUGCAGCUCUCGCUUUACAAGAAGCGAGAAUCGCCUUGUAUUUCACGUGUUACCGUACCGCCAGUGUUUGCAUUUGAAAAUGUGCCGAUCCUAACGAAACGAAGUGCUCGCAUAGCGUCACUCAUCCGCGCGAACAGUUCGAGAAGCGGAAUGUCGCGAGAAAUGUUAUCGUAUGUUUCAAUUCUUUUUUGCACAGUGUUAAUUCUCAACAUGGAAUGCACGAGUGGCAUUCCAGAUCGCUGUUUGGACCUGGCCAAGUUUGAUGUCAACGAGCUCGAGAAUCAUUUGUCCAAAUUAAAUCUCACGGACGUGCCUACCGUAAAAAUGAUGACCGCCGGAUUUAAGUGUCCGAUUUCCGCUCUGCCCUUCGGUACGCUGAAGUCGGACUGGGCCAGACUGUUGUUGCUUCGAGAAGCUCAACCUAAUGGGUCAAUCAUCAAGCUUAAACUCGUUCGGUUGAUGCGAAUAUUGAUAAUUGCUUAUUAUCAAAUGGAGGAACGUAUUGACGUGACGGAUUCUGAGGCGAAGAUCGCAAAGAAAUCUAUGAUAGAGGACACGAUGACGACCGUGGCUGAGGAUAAGACGAGCCAAUCGCAUUGCCCGAAUAAUAAUUCUUCGACAGCCGAAAUUUCGAGUAACAAUGUGAUCGAUCAUUGUCCGUGCACGUUUUUGGAUGCAACGCGAUUGCCCACCGAAAAAGACUCGAGGAUGAAGUCGAACGUGACGACGGUAAUCGAAAUCGCGACGAUGAAGAACUUGUCAAGUCCCAACGGAACAAUCACAUUCGUUCCAUCCGAUGCGACACGUCAAAACGUUACGUCGUCGAGCGAUCUUGACAUCACGACGAUCACGUAUCAUCGGGACGACGCGAAAAAAGCGGCAAUGAGAAUACUCGGUAACUGCUUGAAACAAUCUUUGAAGAAUGUCACGCGACGGCAACCGAGAAAUAAAAUAUUCGAGAUCGUGAAAAAUAAGGCGAAAUCUAUCGAGGAUAACGAGAUCGGCGAUCGCAAGAGAGAUCGCACCGUUAUUAGGAUAUCGCCGCCGAUAAACGAAUUCUGGCGAUACGUGACGUUUCCCACGAAGUCGCCGUUAACUAUCGCCAGCGUAGCCCCGGCAUAUCGAAUGCGGGGAUUAAGUGGAUUCAGAACAGGCCUGAAGAAGUCGCGAAAACGCGUGAAAUUGAAUAAUGAUAUUUACGAAAGCUUCAGACAGUUUUAUGGCGCCAAUAAGAACGCAUAA